AUGCGUUUCGCACCUAUUUUCCAGCCUGCGCUGGACACUUUCCGCUCCGUCUCUCUAGACCAAGCUUGCGGUGAUGGUCUCAGCUUCGCUGCACAAUAUCCCAUGGACGAGUAUGCAGCCUCGCUAGCCAAUGGCGCUGCUCGUCUGGAGCUGUGGACCAAUCUACCAGUAUUGCAGAACAGCUCCGAGUCCACUUCGCGACCCGUCGCAUGGAAUGCGUACCCUCUCCUUCCCAUCAAGGCCGCCUUGCAUCGUGCGAUGGGCUACUCGUUUGCCGCCCGCGUGCAAUGCCUCCCCGCCGCAAGCGAGGGUACGUUCAACUUCACCUAUCGGAUCGUACAUCUGGACGGUCAGAUUGACUGGCUCGGCUCGCCCUCCACCGACGGUCGCAUUCGUCUGCCCUCCUCCGAUGCUUUCCCUCCGGCCAUCCGACAGCUCGUGCUGCCACACCGUGGCACCCGGCUAGAACUCAGCCCUUUCCAGGAGCACGACCAUUCCGUCGAGCUAGCCACUCUCACACACGGCGGCGGCGCUUCUGCGACGAGUCUCUCUUUCGACAUCGAUGCGAGCGAGGUGCAAUCGGGCCUGGUCAUUGAGCGCACCAAGUCGACAUGGUGUACAUCCAGACGAUUUCGAUCUCUGCACGAAGUUUCACCCGACUUUGCAGCAGGCCUGUUGGUUCUCGAGCUCAGCAAGGCGGCCGCGGGCGAGGUGCUUGUCCUCAUGCCUGUCUUUGACGAUACCGUGCUUCCGCCUAGAUUCGUCCGCUCUUCAAGCAUCAACAACAAGGCCAACUUCCAGAUCGAGAUUGCUUCGCCGCGUGUCCAAGUUAAGGUCGCGCUGGCCCUCGGUGCCUCUACGCAGCUGGAAAGGACCAUCAAAGCGUGUCGCUCCCACGCGGCGAGGCUGCUGAGAACCUGCGGCCAUGAGCCGCUCGGUCUACCUUGGUCUGCUGCCAAAGCUCUCGACGUCGAGGCACCUCUCGCGGCAGGUAUUGACGUGGUCUCUGCAGACACGAAGAUCUAUUCGGAGCCCGAGUGCAUCGACAUCUCCUUUUACUCGGAUUCGACUGCCGUCGAGGGCACGAUCACCACCCAGGGCAUGGAAGAUUCCCAACUCCUGUCCACAGACGACACGCAAAGUAUCAGCGACUCGGACGAUGCCUCGACGAUCCACGAGGACCGCACCGUUCACGCGGACAGCCCCCCAAGCUCCGGACAGCCCAAGGCGGGUCUUGGCUUUUGCACCUGGGAGGCGAUGCACAGCCACGAACGUCGUCCGUACCUCUCGGAAGUCGUGGCUGCGCUCGAGGCUGCCGAAAAAAGGACUGGUCCUGGCUCCAUCACCUCUCUACUCAUCGAUGACGGCUGGCAGGACGUGCUGCACACGCAAGAUCAUCGAGGUCGGCUCAGCAGCUUCGAUAUGAACCCGACGAUGCUGGACGUGGUCGAUGCCGCGCAUCCUCAUGAUGGCAGCCAGUCCGUUCUGGUAUCGUACGUCGGCUACAUUCGGAACCGAUUCCCGUCGAUCCGGUCCGUGGGAUGUUGGAUGACGUUGGCGGGAUAUUGGGACGGCAUCAAUCCCAAUGGAAGCAUUGCAUCAAGUCUGAGUUCGCCGCUCAGGUCCAUGCGUAUCCACGACCCUUAUCGCCACGCCGAUCGGGAAUGGUGGCUGCCAGCCACCGAGCUCGACAUGCAUCUGUUCUGGGACAAAGCGUUCCACUCGCUCCGUUCCAGCGGCGUCGACUUUGUCAAGAUCGACGCCCAGGCCGAGUGGGAGUGGACGCAAGCUCCGACCGAGCCGCUCACCAAGGGAAGCAACGACAUGAUGCCAGGGGGCGGAGAGCUUGGCAAAGCCAUGUUCGAAGCCAUGGAGGGUGCAGCUGCACGCUACUUUGGCUCGGGCGGAGUGAUUCACUCGAUGGCCUUCACGCCCGCACUGGCGAAUACCGCGAGGACGCUGCACAGCCAGGGCAUGACCAUCCGAUGCACCGAUGACUUCUUCCCCAACAUUCCCGAUGCGCACCGACACCACCUGGCGCACAACGUGUACAACGCGCUCCUGCUUCCAGAGCACGUCUGUGAUGCAGACAUGCUGGCUCACUGCCACACCGAGGCUGACUCUCGGCAGGACUUCACAGGAUACCACGCUUCAUUCCGAGCGUUUACGGAUGCCAAGCUGUGGUUAUCUGACCGAGCAGAUGCACCGACAAGCACGUCAAUGCGUGCACUGGCUGGUCCUGCCAAGCUGAGCUGCCAGAGCGAGCGAGUCCGGGUGCAGGAGAAAGGCCGUGUCCUCUCCAAUGCCGCUUUUGAGGAUCUCAUCGGCGACGGCGCAGGACCUGCGCUCAAGCUCGGCGUCUGGCACGAGGCCACCAGGAGCGCCACACUUGGACUGUGGAACUUGCGGGGCGCGAGCGCAUCGACUUUCGACGUGCUCGACAUUGCGCAGCUCUUGCAGAUGCACGACCAGCUAGUGGCGGUGCGCAGCUUUCGAUCGGGCAAGACCUGGCUGCUGCCUGGACGGUACUUAGAAGAGAAUAGCGGACUGCUGAGCGCCGCGCUCGAGACGGGAUCGUGGGAGGUGCUGACGGUGGCGCCCGUGCAGAUGGUUCCGUCGACAAGCGUCGGCGUGGCGAUGCUUGGCUCCAACAAACACUUUAUGACUCCCGAGGGCGUUAGUCUGGUCACGAUCUCGGCGAGCAGCUCGAUGGACGAGGGGCUGAAGAAGCGCCGCUCGUCUUUCUCUCGUCGACCUUCUCACCAGCGUCGUCACUCGACACGUUCUGUCAGCACGUCUGGCGACAGCGCCAGCGAGACAUCGCUUGUUGCGCAAUCUGCGACGGACAGGCUUGUGCAGGAUGUCCCGUCAGACUCGCGUGCGGUGCUCUUGUCGCUCGCGCUGAUCAACGGAUUCUUUGCCCUGAUGCAAGGUGCUGUCACUGGCGCCACAGGAAGUCCUCGCGCUGUUACAGGCCGACCGAGACCGAAGAGCAAGCGAGGCCGAGUCGACGUGGUGGACACGAUGCUUGGGCUGAUCGAUCAGCUGCAGACGCUCGUGGUGUUUGGCGUGCUAAUCCUCGCGUCUUGGACGUUCAUCCUCCCGACGGAGCGGACUGCUGGUGCCGCCAAGUCAUGGUUGCCGUGGAGGAACAGCCAAGACGGUGACCAGCGCGUGGACGACAACGCACUCAAGCGCGUGCGUCUCAGUCCGCACGAUGCAGUAACGACGCUCAAACGCUGUCUUACAUCCCGCACCAUGGCUCCGCUGCGCGAGAUGCCCGUCGCAAUCACCGAACCCAGACCCACGUCCCCGAGUCCACGAUCGCCAUCGUCACGCAGGUAUUCGAGACAGUCGAGCUCGGACGUGAUCUUCUCGUGCUUGGUUGAUGCGGCGACCAUAAUCGAUUUCCUCGUGCUAUGCGAAGGUCAGGACAAAAUCAAAGAGUGCACGAUCGAUCGCAUCAAGUACGACUGCACCGCGACGCCAUGGAUUUCGAUCAGCCCGAUCGACCUUGAAGAAGGAUCCGAGCCCUGGGGUGACAAACACAGCGCUUGGAGGGUCGAGGUUGACAUGCAGGCAUGGUUGGAGCAUCAGGACGUGACGUACGUUCAAACUGUCGCCGCUCCGGUCCGUGUUGCGCUUCGCAUUGCAGCCGCCGUGUAG
Molecule: messenger RNA, 3666 nt
Organism: Moesziomyces aphidis
Lineage: Eukaryota; Fungi; Basidiomycota; Ustilaginomycetes; Ustilaginales; Ustilaginaceae
Source: the annotation of a GenBank genome assembly